GAUCGGACUGAUCAUGACAGAAGUUGAAGACCCUCCACGAGUCCCCGUCUCCUACCGGCUCGUGCCCGAUGGAUAAGCUCUACGCAAAGCUCUCUGAGCAGCACUCCAUUAUGGAGCAGCAGAAAGAGGCUCAGAAGUCUUCGGGUAACGAGGAUCCGUACAUGCGUGGCCUGGAGUCUCAGUCGUCCUCCAACUCCCUCCCCAUCACUCCGGCUGCCGAGGGCUUCUCUGCGUCGACCGUUCCGACCACCAGAUCGGCCAGCGCCACGCCCAACGAAGGCCAGACGACUUCUGAGGAGCUCUUGCGGCUCAAGCUUGAGCUUGCCGAGGCCCAGAGCAAAAUUUCUCGUCUCGAUCAGGAGCUGGCACAGACUCGUAUGGCCAAGCAGGACAGUGGACGUGCGACGCCAGCCUUCAUCGCUGACGCCGAUUACGCAUCGGUCAUGCCCCCUGUCGCCUCUCCGGCUGCCUCGCGGGCCCACGCUGGUGGCUUGGUGUUCAAUGCUGCCGGAAAGGUGACCCCGUUUAUUCGCGAACAGAACUGGAUCGCCCAGGACGACACUCGCUCAGACAUUAAUGAUUCUCUGGCCCCUGGAGGUUUCAAUCGUACCCGCGCCAUCUGGAACACCAACAAGCCCUCCUUUGGAGCCGGCUUUCCUCAGGGCCAGCUGAUGGCUGAUGGGGCCCAAUCGACGCCGUGGGCCAACAGCCGAGCCCUCACCCAUGAGCCCACCUUCCCGCCAUCCGGCAUGGACAUGUAUCGCCAGGACCGGAUGGCUGCGGACCAGGAUGGCAUGAGGCCCAUUGGACGGCGCGGAAACCGAUAUGACCAUCGAUAUGCAUCGUCCGGCAACUUUGGAGGAGGGUUUGGCGGGUACAACAUGCCGGCCGGGCCCUACGAAUCAGGCUCGGCUUAUCCCUCUGGCCCGCAAGGCGUGAUGACAGGCGGCAUGGGAAUCGGAAUGUAUUCGUCUUACCAGCAGCAACCAGUUGGGACGCCUCUCUCGCCCCAUGCAACCGAGUUCACCUCCUCCGGUGCGCCGUGGAAGGCUGAGAGUCUGGCUUCUGAAGGCCAAACCUAUGUGUCGCCCACCACGGAGCCUCUCAACUAUCGUCGGCUGCUUGAUCGCAAUGUCACUUGUGACUGGAAGUACAUCGUUGACAAGAUCGUCUGCAACAACGACCAGCAGGCCUCCAUCUUCCUUCAGCAGAAGCUCAAGGUCGGAACACCUGAGCAGAAGUACGACAUUGUUGAGGCCAUCGUUGCCCAAGCAUACCCUCUGAUGGUCAACCGCUUUGGCAACUUCCUGGUACAACGCUGCUUUGAGCAUGGCACACCUGAGCAAGUCAUCAAGAUCGCCGAGGCUAUUCGUGGAAACACGCUCAACCUGUCGAUGGAUCCCUUUGGCUGCCAUGUGGUGCAAAAGGCAUUUGAUUCGGUGCCGGAGGAAUACAAGGCGAUCAUGGUCCACGAGCUGCUGCGACGGAUUCCCGAAACGGUUAUUCACCGUUACGCUUGUCACGUCUGGCAGAAGCUCUUCGAGCUGAGGUGGGCUGAGUCCCCUCCGCAGAUCAUGAAGUACGUCAACGAAGCCCUGCGUGGCAUGUGGCACGAGGUUGCCUUGGGCGAGACGGGCAGUCUGGUCGUUCAAAAUAUUUUCGAGAACUGCCUGGAGGAGGACAAGCGCCCCUGCAUCGAAGAGGUCCUGGCCAACAUCGACAUCGUCGCGCACGGCCAGUUUGGGAACUGGUGUAUUCAACACAUUUGCGAGCACGGCGCCCCUGCAGACCGCAGCCGGGCCAUCGACCAUGUGAUCCGGUAUGCUGCCGAGUACAGCAUGGACCAGUUUGCGUCCAAGGUUGUCGAGAAGUGUCUCAAGAUUGGCGGCUCCGAGUUCCUGAGCCGCUACCUGGAUCGCGUGUGCGAGGGCCGCGUCGACCGUCCUCGGAUCCCCUUGAUCGACAUCGCCAGCGAUCAGUACGGCAACUACCUCAUCCAAUAUAUCUUGACCCACGCCGCUCCCCAGCACCGCGAGAUUGUUGCCGCCCAUAUCCGCAAGCACAUGGUCUCUCUCCGCGGAUCCAAGUUCGGCUCCCGGGUUGGCAUGCUCUGCACGAACCAUGCGGCUGCCACGCGCCCCGGCCCGGGUGUCGGCCCGAUGCCAGGCCGGAUGGCGAGCUCUCGCUACGGUGGCGGCUACCGUUGAGUCGACUCAUCGCACUUCAGAAGCCUCUUGGCGAAGAUCUGACCGUCCCUCGAAGACGUGCGGCAUCACCGAUUCUUUCUUUGCUUGCAGCCCCACAAUGGAUUUCGCAGUCGUUUUCUCGCCUGGGAGCUCUCCUCAACCAUAUGAGACUCUGUUUUAGGAG
Thermothielavioides terrestris NRRL 8126 is the source of this 2370-nucleotide messenger RNA. RefSeq lists its product as uncharacterized. NCBI's taxonomy places the organism in Eukaryota, Fungi, Ascomycota, Sordariomycetes, Sordariales, Chaetomiaceae. Gene Ontology annotation, molecular function: mRNA 3'-UTR binding. Gene Ontology annotation, cellular component: cytoplasm. Gene Ontology annotation, biological process: post-transcriptional regulation of gene expression. The record is from RefSeq and is a predicted model, not a curated record. The transcript has 3 exons. The coding region runs from base 69 to 2207 and encodes 712 amino acids.